Lemur catta (Ring-tailed lemur) is the source of this 3320-nucleotide messenger RNA. RefSeq names its product solute carrier family 25 member 24 (gene SLC25A24). Gene Ontology annotation, cellular component: mitochondrial inner membrane. Bases 140 to 1573 code for a protein of 477 amino acids. Gene Ontology annotation, molecular function: calcium ion binding; ATP transmembrane transporter activity. The record is from RefSeq and is a predicted model, not a curated record. The transcript is spliced from 10 exons. Lineage: Eukaryota; Metazoa; Chordata; Mammalia; Primates; Lemuridae. Gene Ontology annotation, biological process: transmembrane transport.
CCACACCCUGCGCGCCGCGCGGCCUCGCCCCGACGGCGGCCCGCGCUCCCCUCUCCGCCAGGCCGCGCGGGUCCGGCUCGCGCCCGCGGCCCUCGGCCCCCAGACUUCCCUCGGCCGGCCCGGCCCGCGCCCCGGGACCAUGCUGCGCUGGCUGCGGGGCUUCGUGCUGCCCGCGGCGGCCUGCCAGGACGCGGAGCCGCCGACGCGCUACGAGGCCCUCUUCCAGGCGCUGGACCGCAACGGGGACGGCGUGGUGGACGUCGGCGAGCUGCAGGAGGGGCUGCGGAGCCUGGGCAUCCCGCUGGGCCAGGACGCCGAGGAGAAAAUUUUUACUACUGGAGAUAUCAACAAAGAUGGAAAGCUGGAUUUUGAAGAAUUUAUGAAGUACCUUAAAGACCACGAGAAAAAAAUGAAACUGGCAUUUAAGAGUUUGGACAAAAAUAAUGAUGGAAAAAUUGAAGCUGCAGAAAUUGUCCAGUCUCUCCAGAUCCUGGGUCUAACUAUUUCUGAAAAACAAGCAGAGUUGAUUCUUCAAAGCAUUGAUGCUGAUGGGACAAUGACAGUGGACUGGAAUGAAUGGAGAGAUUACUUCUUAUUUAAUCCUGUUACAGACAUUGAGGAAAUUAUUCGUUUCUGGAAACAUUCUACUGGAAUUGACAUAGGGGAUAGUUUAACUAUUCCAGAUGAGUUCACGGAAGAUGAAAAAAAGUCUGGGCAGUGGUGGAGGCAGCUUUUGGCAGGAGGAAUUGCUGGUGCCGUCUCUCGAACAAGCACUGCCCCUUUGGACCGCCUGAAAAUCAUGAUGCAGGUUCAUGGUUCAAAAUCAGACAAAAUGAACAUAUUUGGUGGCUUUCGACAGAUGGUAAAAGAAGGAGGUAUCCGUUCCCUUUGGAGAGGAAAUGGUACAAAUGUCAUUAAAAUUGCUCCUGAGACAGCUGUUAAGUUCUGGGCAUAUGAACAGUACAAGAAGUUGCUUACUGAGGAAGGACAAAAAAUUGGAACCCUUGAGAGGUUUAUUUCUGGUUCCAUGGCUGGAGCAACUGCACAGACUUUUAUUUAUCCUAUGGAGGUUGUGAAAACCAGGCUGGCUGUAGGCAAAACUGGACAAUAUUCUGGAAUAUACGAUUGUGCCAAGAAGAUUUUGAAACGUGAAGGUUUUGGAGCUUUUUACAAAGGUUAUGUUCCCAAUUUAUUAGGCAUUAUACCUUAUGCCGGUAUAGAUCUUGCUGUGUAUGAGCUCUUGAAGUCCUAUUGGCUAGAUAAUUUUGCAAAAGACUCUGUAAACCCAGGAGUCAUGGUGUUGCUGGGAUGUGGUGCCUUAUCUAGCACCUGUGGUCAGCUGGCCAGCUACCCCUUGGCUUUGGUGAGAACUCGCAUGCAGGCUCAAGCCAUGCUAGAAGGAACCCCACAGCUGAACAUGGUUGGCCUCUUUCAACGAAUAAUUUCCAAAGAAGGAAUACCAGGACUUUACAGAGGCAUCACCCCAAACUUCAUGAAGGUGCUCCCUGCUGUAGGCAUCAGUUACGUGGUUUAUGAAAAUAUGAAGCAAACUUUAGGAGUAAACCAGAAAUGACAUGUUGAAUUUUUUAUAUUAGCAUGAUUAUUGUAAUUUUCAACAAUCUCUAGGGUGACUUUUUCCUCCUAGAAUUGAAACAAGUCUAUGGCAAAAGCUGUAUUUUUUUUCACAAAAGGGAAGAGCAUAUCAAUGAUCACUUCAAAUAUUUGGGCUUAAUUUUAUAUAUUCAGAAAUAUUAAAAAUCAUAGUUUUAAUAAGUUUUAAAAUACACCUUAGCCAAGUGUUAGGUUUAUAUUCUUGUUUUUCUUUAAGCUGAAGAGGAAUGAACAUAAAUGGUAGAAUUUAUAAGGAGGAGUGAUGAAAUUAUAUGUAUUUCAGUGAGCACAUUUUCAUUUUACUUGUACUAUUAUUUGGUUCCUGGAAUUAUACACUGAUUGUCAGUAUAUUACUGUUAAAUUAUCAACACGAGACAACUAAUUUGAACGACUGUUUAUUCUGUCACUGUUUGAAAAGCAGCAGGAAACAAAACCCUUUUACUUGUAUCAGCUUCUGAAGAGCAUCUCUCUUUUCUUUGUCCUUUGUUUUCUACUUUUUGAACCAGAUUCUGUUUUAAUCAGGAAGGCUUCUUAGGACCAUUCUUAGAAAUCUGAAAUUUCUCUUUUUUAAUUACAUAAAGUGGGUUGAUCAUGGGUGAAUGACAUGCUUAUUUCCUCCUCACUGUUGAAUUUCCUUGAACCUGCCAUUCUCAAUGGCAGCACAAAGCUAAGAGAUACAUACUAAUAGUAGUAUGUAUUAAUCUUACACAUUAGAUACCUACACUUAAAUGAAAGGCCCAAUUUGUAAACAUACAUUCGUAUUCUCUCUUGCUCCAAGUUUUAGGAACAUGUUAUGAUAUAGAAAACUUAAUUUCUAAUAUUGAUAACAUUUUUUAUUUUACUAAAGCCAUUUUUGUAGUGCAUGAUCUUUUCUGAUUUGUAGGACUAGGACUUAGAAAAAUAUUUAUUAGUUGAAGUUAUUCUUGCCACUUUUUAAUUUAGUUCCUAAACUUGUUUGAUUUCUAAGAAUUUCUGUUAUAAAUUGCCAACAUUUUAAUGAAACUCUAGUGAAAUAAUAGUUAUUUACUUUAUUUGAACCUACCUCUUUUAUUUUCUGAACCAAAGAGAAAAGAUGCACUUGUGUUUGUGAAACAUUUUCAGAAAUACAGUUUCAUUUAUAUUAGUCAUGCUUGAUAAUAUCUCUGUAUUUUUAUAGUAUGUCUGUGGUCCCCAACCCCCAGGCCUCUGCCCUGUACCGGUCCAUGGCCUGUUAGGAAAUGGGCUACUCAUCACUGCCUGAGCUCCAUACCGUAGCCCCCCAACCCAUGACACCCCACCCCCGACCCCCAGUCUGUGGAAGAACUGUCUUCCAUGAAACCAGUGCCUAGUGCCAAAAAGUUGGGGACCGCUGGAUAUGAUAAACAUGGGACUCUGCUUUAUUUUCAGGGUUAUUUGUAGUUUUGAGUGAUACAUAAAAUGGCAAUAUUAAGGUACAUGAUUAGCUCUUUUUUUACUGAUAAAAAUUAUGGAAAUGAAUAAUUUUCCUAACAUGUUUAAAAUUUCAAAUUGCUGAAAAAUAUGAAAAUAUUCAUUGUUCAUUAUGGAUUUAAAUUGUUUCCUAUUUAACGUUUGUAAGGUAUGAAUGUGAUUUAUCUGUGCAUCUUGUAUCUUUUGGAAAAAAGCCCAGAGUGGAAGAUGGUUUAUUUCUGUCAUUACUGCAUGAUGACUUGCAAUUUACAUUAAUAAAUAUAUGUUUGUUUUUCAAAUGA